Molecule: messenger RNA, 787 nt
Organism: Aspergillus glaucus CBS 516.65
Lineage: Eukaryota; Fungi; Ascomycota; Eurotiomycetes; Eurotiales; Aspergillaceae
Exons: 3
Coding region: 105-656 (183 amino acids)
Source: RefSeq, a predicted model, not a curated record
GAGCAAGUGAGUUUAACGAGGUCACGAGAACAGCUCCAAGGUUAAGCCAGGACUUGGCAUCGAGUUUAACGAGGAUUGCCACCGUCUUGGAUUAGCAUUUAGCAAUGACCCCAGAUCCGAAACUCGCAAUCACGCCACAGAACGAGUUGUCCAUUAAUAGCAUCGGUUGCCGUGAAGAUUUAGCCAUCAUGAUCGGGGAUGUUGCCAUUCACCUAUCCGCGAUUGAAAACGGAGACCCGAAAACGACGUUCGACUACAGCUCACGCCCCGCGUUUUACGCAAUUCCUGUCGACCGAUCACAACUCACAGAAAAGACCCAGUCCAGCGCUAGCGCCGACCCGGGACUUUCUAUCCGAUCAGCUCCAUCUCUACUUCUUGGGCCCGAGCGGCCACAGUCAACCUCGAUGCGCUCGCCGACGCGCGGCCUUUCAAGCCCUCCUUCGGAUUUCGACGAAGAAUAUGAGCAAGCCUACCCUGAUAUUGAGCACGUUGAAGGCAGAGAUGAAGGUGGUGAAAAAGAUGAGGAUGAACAACUGUGCGGCUGCGCUCGCAUUCCUGCCGCAUUCACUCGGGACAUCGCCUCCGGGCGACAGCCAAACGGCGCGGCAACAGCUGCUUACCUCAGACGAGCCGCAAACCUUCUUCAAGAUCUUUGAGUCCACUUAUGUUACUCCCACAUUCGCCUCGCUUGUUCUCAAGUCGGAAUAAAAAACCAACGAUGCCUCUGAAAACUCUCAUCUCGAGAUUUAAGCACGUCGUUUCGAAUCAUGAUUAUAUCGGGGACGUU